AGACAGGAAGUGAUAAAAAAUCCCUAAGAAGUUUAAUUUUAAGAACAUGAUGUUGUUUUGUCCAUUUGAACCAGUAUUGAAGUAGUGACGAGGUCACUGUUUCUCAAUGUGUGUGGCACACUAGGCUUACAGUUAUGCCUCAUCAAGCACUGUGUUCUGUAAUGUCUAGAAGGUAUAUACUUGCAACAAAAUAACCAACCAAAUUGGGGCACUAACGGCUCCAUCUGUCUUUCCUCAAUUGAAUGUAUAAGAAUUAAAUGUAUAGGAAUUACAUGUAUAGGAAUGACAACAUUUCCUCUUGACAGACAACAUUUUGACAGGAUGUAACCUCCUCAAGGAGAAAGCUGUAUUUGGUAGCCAAAUGCAGAUGGAAAGCUGAAGGCCCAUGUUGACCAGUCCAGAUGGCAUAGGGAGAUACCAGCCAUGCAAAUGGCAAAGAUCCCUUUUUCAAAGUAGCUACUCAUUGUCAUAUGUCGCCUCCGUCGUGCUGCUUUCAAGCAUUUUCCCAUUUACUUUAGUCAGACUGUUCACCGUGAGCAUUCAGCCUACCCCGAUGGUCUCCUGGUAGACAUGGAUGACAAACUGCAUCCCACCUUUUGAUCACUAGUUUCACAGGUCAAACCCAGGUUUAAGAGCAGAUUUCUUGAGGCAAGAAACUGCACAUGGAGCUCACAGAAAACAAGAACAAAAUGGAAUUCAAACAAACGAUGUGGGCCAGAGCGGUAAUACUUUACUGCGGCGUGGUAUUCCUCUACCACCAGGCCUUAGCAGUGGAUACCUACAUGGCUGAGUUCAUGGUAGAGAGCAAUGUUACAUUUGACAUCUCUGGUACUCUAUCAUCGAUCAAGGAAAUAACUACAGAUAAUGGAAGUAUGACCAUUGAACUGCUUGAACUAACAGCGGAAUGUGAAAUUGUUGGGGGUAAUUCUAAAUGCAACUGUUCGACAACGUACAUCUGGAGCAACGCAGUGUGUGACGAGUUCCAGUGCUGCAAUGGCUCGUCUUGUAAUGCAAAUAUUUCUGACUUGCCAGCCUUCUGUAUUCCCAAAGUGAAAGUUUUCUUUAAUGGAACAGUCACAGUGGAAAAAGUAUUUAGUGAAACUAAUACUAUCAAACAACAGCUCACAGAGGGUUUUCAACAAUUAAAUGGGUUUGAGGGCCUUAAUGUAUCUGGACCUAGGGGUGAUGGCCACAUUGUUGAUUUCGAAGUGGAUGUCAGUGUCAUAUUUCUGACUAAAAAACUUACAAAAAUAACAGCUGACCUGGAAACGACUGUAGGCUCCUCUGCCAAAAUAUCUGUUGAAACAUCAGGAUUUGUGAGCAUUAAGUAUCCAAUGAACAAAGUGCCAUACCGCUCAACACCGACGCUGAGUUGCACAUUUAAAGAAACAACAUUUGAUGAAACAGGUGGCUCUUGGAACUGGAACUUGAUAAAGGGAAGUGAGACAUUUGGUCUGAACACUGGAACCAGCAUAACCGUGACAUUCCCAGAGGCAUCACCUAACUGUACCACAGUCCAAAUUAAAAAGUUGUCAGGGAACUGGGCAGGAAUGUAUAAGUGUGGAUUUUCCCAAGGAUCCAUUGUGCAUGCAGCCUCUGCAGAGUUGAAGGUAGCCCUGCUACCAGAUCAGAUCACCAUGACGAGUACCCCACUGACUGUAGAAUGCCAUGAUAUAAACUCUCAAAGUGUGAUGGUCAGCGCAACCAUCGAGAACAGCACGGAGAUGUACAAUGUUACUUGGUCAUACCAAGCUCAAAUGGAACCCCCAAAUCAAUCCUCAGUCUCGCCAGCGGGGACCAGCUACAACAUAACUUCAAAGAUAAAUUGCGAGCAAACAGAAUUACCACAUGUUUUCACAGUCAAAUUUACAAACCAGGAGAAUGAGACUGAAAGUGCAAGCAUAACUAUACCAGUGAUUUAUGCUGAGGAAAAGGAGAUGGCUUGUUUAGUAGACUAUCUUUGGCCAAAAACCCCAAAAGGUGACACUAUUGUCAUCCGACAAUGUGAGCCGAGGAGAGUGGGGUAUAACGAGAGGACAUGCAAGGGGCCUGCAUGGAUGGAUGUGCUGGAUAACUGUGUCAAUGAGGAACUUAAUCAAAUUCUCAUUUCAGCAGCAAACUUUAGAGAGGGACUUGGGGCCACACAAGACAUUGCUCAUGAAAUAUUUUCUGGGUUGAAGAACAGCACAGUUGCUGACACGAACAGCUCAGUUGCUGAUUUGAAUGCAUCCAUCAGUAUUCUGGAUGUCAUGUCUGAAGCAUCAGAAACUAUCACCCUGGAUGAGUCCGUUGUAGAUGUUUUUCUUGAUGCAGCAAGCAACAUGUUGAAUAACCCUUGGAAGGCAGUCAACAAAACCAUUGAAUAUGGAAUGUCUUCAAAAUACCUCAAGUCUGUCGAGGGUCUAGUGAAGAACAUAAAAAUGAAUAUCAGUAACGGAAAUGACACCCCAAAUCUACAAUUCAAACUCUGCCGAGCUCAAAAUAACUCAUCUUGCAAUCGAACUGUGUUUGGCGUUGAGGUCAAUUUGGCCCAGUCCUCAGGAAUAGUAAAAACUGUGGGAGUAAAAAACCUGGCUGACAAAUUAAACAAUUCAAAAUUCCCAGACAGUGAGUUCCCUAGCAUUGUGGUGUCAGCCACACUGCAAAACAGUAACGACUCCAAAAUAGACAUCAAAUUGGACUUUCCCAUCAACCAGUCAAUGUCUCGAGACUCUAAAAUCCUCUGUGUGUUCUGGAACACCACAUUAAAGGAAUGGUCUGAAGAAGGCUGCAAGUGGAAGGAAAUGGUCAACAACAAAAGCUACUGCGAGUGCACCCACCUGACCUCCUUCUCAGUGCUCAUGUCCAAGACCCCGGUGAACCUGCCCUUUCUGGAUGAGAUUACCUACGUAGGCCUGGGCAUGUCCAUCUGCUCCCUUAUUGUCUUCCUCUUCAUCGAGGCGCUGGUGUGGUCGGCUGUUGUGAAGUCCAACCUCUCACACUUCCGCCACACAGCCCUGGUCAACAUCUCUCUAUGCCUUUUAAUGGCCGACUGCAGUUUCCUGGCCUCCUCCAUCCCCAGCAUCCCUGAUACCUGGUGCCUCAUACUGACCGUGACCAAGCAUUUCUUCUUUCUGGCUAUGUUCUGCUGGAUGCUAUGCCUCAGCGUCAUGCUACUACACCAGCUCAUCUUCGUCUUCCACCCGCUGAGGAAGAGGGUGUAUCUGCUCUUGUCCACCGUCCUCGGGUAUGUCUGUCCCACAGUGAUCGUGGCAGCUACCUAUGUGUACUACAAAUACACAGGAAACCCCUACCACAACAAAACAACCUGCUGGCUCAUUUACGAUGGACUUCUGAAAGGGUCCAUUUACGCAUUUCUUCUGCCCAUCGGGACGAUUGUUUUGAUGAAUCUGUUCUCCAUGUGUGUUGUCAUCAUGACGCUCAUAAAGUCCAAUGUCCCUGAUGGAAGUAAAGCCGACGAGAAAGAGACAGCCAAAAGCAUCCUGAAAGUGGUCGUCUUUUUAACACCAGUCUUUGGGAUAACAUGGGUUUUGGGAUUUUUUGUGCUCAUUGAUAUCAAAGAAAUGAUGGGUGUUGUGAUGCAUUAUGCUUUCACCAUCACAAACUCCUUACAGGGCUUCUUCAUUUUACUGACUGGAUGUUUUGCAGAGAAGAAGGUGCGAGAUGAAGUGUUGAAAGUCAUCUUGGCUGGGGCACCUACUCCCAAAGAGAAAAGUGAGAAUAUGAAAGUCCCCUUCAAAUAAGUGAUGAACAUCAAGAGAACUAGCUAUAUACUGGAUCAAGCUAUAUACUGGAUCAGGACCAACCCACCCAUCUGCCACUACUCUCACCCAGAGGGAAACAUCCACCUGGUUGGUUCCUCAAAGACAGUGAUGGCUGGGGUUUAGGUGGUGUUUAGAUAACAUGAUUUCAUUAUAUUAUGUCAAUAACAUAUUAAGUUUCAUGUUAAUUACUAAACUCAUACACAUUCAUCAAUUGCUAAACACAUCUUUGUGAUUUCCUGGAAACAUUUGUAUUCAUAUUUUCUACAAACAGUACUGUAGCAUACUUUGACGUCA
Messenger RNA from Oncorhynchus mykiss (rainbow trout), 4058 nucleotides. RefSeq names its product adhesion G protein-coupled receptor F3-like. Gene Ontology annotation, biological process: adenylate cyclase-activating G protein-coupled receptor signaling pathway; cell surface receptor signaling pathway. Gene Ontology annotation, molecular function: G protein-coupled receptor activity. Gene Ontology annotation, cellular component: membrane. The record is from RefSeq and is a predicted model, not a curated record. NCBI's taxonomy places the organism in Eukaryota, Metazoa, Chordata, Actinopteri, Salmoniformes, Salmonidae.